UUGUUGGAAUGUUUUCUAGCUACAAAAUGGAUAAAAACAACGAACAGGAUAUCUAUAUGUAGAGAAUUUGGAUAAAAAGUUAGUUCAUGAUUAUGAUUACUGUUCAUCGCGAUCUGAUGAACGGCCAUGGCGAUGAUAAUUACUGAUUCAUCUCCAUAGUACUGCCAUGUGAUUCCACUGACACACACUCCAAUUGCGCUCAUGCAUUUCGUCUGACAACGCCUGCAUCAUCUUCAAAUUUGCCUUGUUCGUUUCCAUUUCUGUUGUUUCAGACUGUAAUUGAUCCGCAUCUCUCUGCUCUCCCAUGGUUAGCCGCCUACGAAGAUGCCUAAUUCGUCUCCGGCGUUCGAGUUCUCCAUUUCUAGAUGGAUUGGAAUUUUCCGGCGGAAAUCAGUUGCAGAUACCGCCAGCGACGAGAGCGAGGAGAGUGUGCAGUUCUCAAAUUCCGGCGAGUGCUACGCCUGCACGCAGGCCGGAGUUCCGGCGUUCCAUUCGACGAGCUGCGACAACGCGAAUCCGCCGGAGUGGGAAGCUUCCGCUGGAUCUUCAUUAUUUCCGGUGAAAAGCCAGUCGCAGAUCAGAAUCCCCGGCCGGCGGUCGUCCAGCGGAGUAUUGGACCCGAGGAGCAAAAGCGUGCAGCGGUGGAACCGCGCGUUCCUUCUGGCGCGUGGAAUGGCGCUGGCGGUGGACCCGCUGUUCUUCUACGCGCUGUCGAUCGGCCGCGGCGGAUCCCCGUGCCUGUACAUGGACGGCGGAUUGGCGGCGGUCGUGACGGUGCUCCGCACCGGCGUCGACGCCGUACACUUAGGUCAUCUAUGGCUGCAGUUCCGGCUGGCUUACGUGUCAAGGGAAUCUCUGGUGGUUGGUUGUGGGAAACUCGUGUGGGACGCACGUGCCAUAGCUUCACACUAUCUGCGCUCCCUUGGCGGUUUCUGGUUCGAUGCCUUCGUGAUUCUUCCCAUUCCUCAGGUUGUGUUUUGGUUGGUGGUGCCGAGAUUGAUCAAAGACGAGCAAAUCAAGCUGAUAAUGACGAUUCUUCUCCUGAUGUUCCUCUUCCAAUUCCUGCCUAGGGUUUAUCACAGCAUAUAUUUGAUGCGAAAGAUGCAGAAAGUCACUGGCUAUCUCUUCGGCACAAUUUGGUGGGGAUUCGGCCUCAAUCUCAUAGCUUAUUUCAUUGCUUCCCACGUCGCCGGCGGUUGUUGGUAUGUUCUCGCGAUACAGCGGGUAGCAUCGUGCCUGAAGCAGCAGUGCAGAAACAGCAGCAUCUGCAAUCUAUCCCUGUCCUGCUCCCAGGAGGUCUGCUACCAAGUUUUCAUGCCCUCCGAAACGAUGAACAAUCCUUGUGGAGGUAACUCCACACUCGCAACUAGAAAACCUAUGUGUUUGGAUGUCAAUGGACCAUUUCGUUACGGCAUUUACAAAUGGGCACUUCCUGUUGUGUCGAGCAACUCUGUAGCUGUAAAAAUUCUUUAUCCAAUUUUCUGGGGAUUAAUGACUCUGAGCACUUUCGGCAACGAUUUGGAGCCGACGAGCAAUUGGCUGGAAGUUAUCUUCAGUAUCAUCACUGUCCUCAGCGGUCUUAUGCUAUUCACUCUGUUAAUCGGUAACAUUCAGGUGUUUUUGCACACGGUCAUGGCGAAGAGGAGGAAAAUGCAGCUGAGGUGCAGAGACAUGGAGUGGUGGAUGAAGAGGAGACAGUUGCCGUCGCAGCUGCGACAGAGAGUUCGACGGUAUGAACAUCAAAGAUGGGCAGUGAUGGGCGGGGACGAAGAGAUGGAGCUCAUUGAAGACUUGCCCGACGGCCUAAGGCGCGACAUCAAACGCUUUUUGUGCCUCGAUUUGAUUAAGAAGGUGCCGAUCUUUCAUAGCUUGGAUGAUCUGAUCCUCGACAACAUAUGCGACCGCGUUAGUCCCCUCGUUUUCUCCAAAGACGAAAAGAUUGUUCGCGAAGGCGACCCGGUGCCAAGGAUGGUCUUCAUAGUUCACGGCCGUGUGAUGAGCAGCCAAAACCUCAGCCGAGGCGUGGUGGCGACGAGCACACUCGAGCCCGGUGGCUUCUUCGGCGAUGAGCUUCUCUCAUGGUGCCUCCGACGUCCAUUCCGAGACAGGCUUCCGCCGUCGUCUGCCACGUUCACCUGCAUCGAGCCCACCGAAGCGUUCGCGCUCGACUCAAAACAUCUCCGGUACAUCACCGAGCACUUCCGGUACAAAUUCGCCAACGAGAGGCUCACCCGAACUGCGCGAUACUACUCAUCCAACUGGAGAACAUGGGCUGCCGUCAACAUCCAGCUCGCCUGGCGGCACUACACUCUUCGGACGAGACCCGUCACCGGACAGCCCUUUCGGUCAGCUGCCGCCGCCGGCGGAGACGAUCGCCGCCUACGGCAAUAUGCUGCUUACUUCAUGUCGUUCCGGCCUCACGAUCACCUCGAAUAAGGUUCUCCUGAAAUUCUUUUUCCUGCAUCCAUUGAUCAAUUUAACCAUUCUUGUGAGAAUUAAAAAGUGCUGUUAUAUUCAUGUAUGUGCGUAGAGCUUGCCGAUUUGUCUCAGGUUUGAUUACUUUAAACGGAUUAAAUAAUUCAAAUCUAACUCAAUUCGUUUAUUA
Andrographis paniculata is the source of this 2605-nucleotide messenger RNA. RefSeq names its product cyclic nucleotide-gated ion channel 2. The transcript is spliced from 8 exons. The record is from RefSeq and is a predicted model, not a curated record. Bases 325 to 2436 code for a protein of 703 amino acids. NCBI's taxonomy places the organism in Eukaryota, Viridiplantae, Streptophyta, Magnoliopsida, Lamiales, Acanthaceae.